Linnemannia hyalina is the source of this 3045-nucleotide messenger RNA. Lineage: Eukaryota; Fungi; Mortierellomycota; Mortierellomycetes; Mortierellales; Mortierellaceae. The record is from the annotation of a GenBank genome assembly.
AUGACACUCCACCAACGAUUCCGUCUCGGCGACAUUGUCGAAUGCCUCGCUGUCUGUCAGGACAAGGGCGGUCUGCUCUACAGUCGACUCGAUGAUGUCCAAGAGACUUUCCCCGGAGCUAUCCGAUUUAAGUUAGGCACAGUCACCAUCAACUUUCUCACCGACGACAAUUGCGACAAGUACGAACCCAAAAGGAUUGCCUACCAACCGGGCCUCAUAAUAGACGUCGUCUGCGCUGCUCCUGUGUCUGCUGACUCUGCUCACUCUGUCGAUGCCUCCCUCAGCACUGUUGUUGGUUCCUCUGCAGGGGUCGUGUACAACAAACGGCAUGAAACCAUGCACACCACUACGCCUCACACUUGCCCCACACCCGUGGCAUCGCCCAGGGGCAACCUUUUCGAAUGUUCCUCCUCGAAGGGUCAAUUGCUCUCAACCGACCACACAGUGUCGAAUCUUUCGUUACGCCCUCUCACACCCGCCCGCCAAAACGCCUCCAUCCACCUUCCUUCGUCCGGAUAUCUUCCACGGCACAAUGUAUCCUUGGCCCGCCCUAUAGCCGCACUUUCAUCCAUCGAUUCAAGUAUCGCCAACCUCCAGCUCCAGCUCGAACGAUCAACCAACCGGCAGUCAAUCCAUCAUCGACAGCUCCUGGAGCAACUCAUCCAAAUGGUUGCACACCAGAAUAAGUUGGUCGCUCAGCAGAACGAAAUGCUUCGAGAACAGGCAGCGUCAAAAGAGAGAGAGGAGAAGAUGUUGGCGGAUCUCGAGGCGGCCAAGGAGCGGGACCAGGAACUACACAGGAUGCAACAACAAACCAUCGACCGGCUCGUUAUCGCCCAGCAACGUGUUGAUGCUAUCCUGGUCCAGAAUUAUGAGCUGCAUGAAUACCCGAUCCCGCGGCUGUUUGUCAUCUUGCCGGACUCGUACGAGAAUUGGGAUCCGCGCAACUUCUUGAAUGAGAGGUUUCGGCUGUUCUUCCUUUGUGAAUGCGGCGAGGAUUGUGGAUCGGAGAUAAGCCAUGGGGUCACCUCAAGUCAGCUCGCCAUCAUCGCCCCCGAUACCCCAGUUUCUCCCAUCCGCGUCAGGAACCGCAUCCAUCUGGCCAGGCACGAGGGAUAUGAACUCUCGCGGCCUACCGAGUUCUUUGACCGCUACGGCCCGUACGUGCUUGGGACGCUCAAGAUCCUGAAACAUUGCCUCGCGGUGGCGACCGUGGUGGCUCCAGUAGUGACCCUGGUGGACGGUGGCGUGAAGGAUGUCAUGGGUGGGAUCAAGUCGAUCUCCGUGAACACAAUGAAGGCGGUAGACAUGUCGAUCAACUUUCUGGAGAAGCAGCUGGAUGAUGGUGGUGCAUCAGAUGGUUUCUCGGGAACAGGAUCUGAUAGACAGAAUACCGACGACAUGUUUGAGAGCCUUGCUGCACUUGAGGGAGCAGAUCUUCGACGCCUGGACACGUUAUUGCGGAACAACGACCAAGACAAGAUUCUCGGCAACCUGUACAGGAUCACGACUGACCAGGGACAUGUCAAGUGGGUCUGCUUCCACCAUUAUAAGGAGACCUACCGCGACACUGCCCUGGCGUCGUUCGCCCAGUCUGUCGAAGUCGCUGGCGGAACUUAUGACCCCCAUUUCAGCAGGGUCACCAUCAGCCUGACCUCCAGUACCGUCGCUAAGGACUUUUUCAAGCGACUCGCCAGACAGGCUCCCGAAGUCGACAACUUGGACGUAACCCUCGCAUGGGACUUUGGCUCUGCAGACUUGGUCAAUCUUGUCAACAUGGUGGCCAAGUCGAACGUCAGGUCCAUCACACUCGAUCUUCAGGACGACCCAACCUCAAAGUCGGCUCUUGCCUCAUUCCGACCUGGCAAGGGGCGAUACCAUUCACUUCUCAGCCUCUUCUCCAAUAAGAACAUUCGCCGACUGCAGCUGUCCAACCUUCACCAGCUCGGAACCCGGACCUCGAACCUUCCCUCCAGCCUCGUCGCCCCAUGGAUGCAGAGCUUCCACUUUCACGGACAAGUCAAUGACGAGGGUAGGGAUCGCUUGACGAACAUCUUGUCGCGCUGUCCCAGUCUUGUCGAUCUCCGUCUCACUGGAUCUCUAUCCGAAGGGAAUAUAAUGGACCCGAGUUUGCAUCUUCAGAUCUUUGGUUUGAAGAAGCUGCAACGACUGCAUGUCACGGGCUGGUAUCGAAACUGGCCAGAGACACCUGAGGCAAAUAUCUGGAAGGACGGGAUGUCAUUUCAGGAACUUGUCUGUACCAUGGGAGCUCUGGAUCAUAGCUUUGUGGAGGAGUCCAUCCGGCGGUCGCACGAGAUCCUGGAAGUCCUUGUUCUUUUUGACUUUUAUUUCGACUACACUCCGAUCGAUUUGACACCAAAGACGAAUGGUAAAUCUUCUGACAGGUGCUAUUUUCCAAGACUGACCCAUCUGGAUCUUCAAGCUGGUUUGACGUGCGGCUCACGGGAGUUCUUGUUGACAGCCUUGCCCCGACUGAACCUCGUUUACUUUGGAUGCAGAGCCGAUGCGGGAUCGCUUCUCCGUCACAUCAAUCUUGCAUCGUUGAAAUCACUCUCUGUCGAUGAAAUGCUUUCUAAUAAUUUCAGGCUACUUAAGGAAGCGAUACGGGGACUGGGAGGGGAGUGUCAGAUCGAAUCCCUGAAUGUCGACGGCAUCGACUACUUUUACGAAGACCUCUCCGAUAUCCUCAAGAUGCUCCGGCUGAAGCGGCUCUUCCUGAGCAGAGCAUCCGCGAGCGCCAUGGUCUACUUAUUCCGGCGUAUCAACCUGCCCAGCCUGCAGACAAUAUCUCUCUAUGGGUCAGAGUACUUGCCAGAGGCGGAAUACGCCCUUGCUCAAAGGAGAAAGGAAGAGUCUGUUGACGCCUGGGCUUGGAGGGGGUACGUGCCUGGAGGUGGCAGGGGUGCCGUUGCGGAUAGAGCAUUGUCCCCACCUCUACUUGAUUGUCGGGUCCAGAACGUUGGGGGCGAAUGGAAACAUCAUUUUCAGUUCUUGCAGCCCAUUCUUCCGAAAUAUUCAUAUUGA